Messenger RNA from Diospyros lotus (date-plum), 1799 nucleotides. RefSeq lists its product as uncharacterized. The record is from RefSeq and is a predicted model, not a curated record. The transcript is spliced from 4 exons. NCBI's taxonomy places the organism in Eukaryota, Viridiplantae, Streptophyta, Magnoliopsida, Ericales, Ebenaceae. Gene Ontology annotation, cellular component: nucleus; tRNA (m1A) methyltransferase complex. The coding region runs from base 291 to 1229 and encodes 312 amino acids. Gene Ontology annotation, biological process: tRNA methylation.
GCCAACCUGACUUGCAUCUCAAAUCAAGUCUCCGCUUUGAAUUGAAUCUGAUUAGGGCUUCUUGCUUCAGCGAAUUAGUUCUUCCAUUCUCGGUUUCUUGCCUGUGCUGUACUGUACUGUGUUUGUGCUUCCAUUCCGUUCCAAAAUCGUCUAGGGUUCUUAUCCGAGAACUAAAAUUGCGCCGCCGGUCACGUUGCGCGACUCGUCGACGGGUACUUAUAUCUUCUGAAUUUAUUUUCAUUAGAUAACUGUCUUGAGUGACUUAGCAUAUUGCUUACACGAGUUUAGUGAUGCUGCCAGUUGAUCCUGCAAAAAAGAUAGCAUUUAACCGCCAUAUUAGCGAUGGAGACUUGGUUAUUGUAUAUGAGAGGCAUGAUAUUAUGAAGGCUGUUAAAGUAUGUGAGAAUUCUGCUCUUCAAAACCGAUUUGGUGUUUUUAAACAUUCAGACUGGAUUGGGAAACCCUUUGGCUCUAAGGUGUUUAGCAACAAGGGUGGAUUUGUUUACUUGUUAGCUCCAACUCCUGAGCUUUGGACUUUGGUUUUGAGCCACAGAACUCAGAUUUUAUAUAUUGCAGAUAUUAGCUUUGUUGUUAUGUACUUGGAAUUAGUUCCCGGCUGUUUGGUUCUUGAGUCUGGCACUGGAAGUGGAUCUUUGACUACCUCACUCGCGAGGGCUAUUGCUCCAACAGGGCAUGUUUAUACAUUUGAUUUUCAUGAACAAAGGGCUGCCUCCGCAAGGGAGGAUUUUGAGAAGACAGGACUGAAUAGCUUAGUCACUGUAGGAGUUCGAGAUAUUCAAGGCGAGGGAUUUCCUGAUGAUUUCUCUGGGAGGGCUGAUUCUGUCUUCCUCGACCUACCCCAACCUUGGCUGGCUAUUCCUUCUGCAGGGAAAAUGUUGAAACAAGACGGGAUUCUGUGCUCUUUCUCGCCGUGCAUUGAACAAGUGCAACGAUGUUGUGACACGCUUAGAACUAGCUUUACCGAUAUAAGAACAUUUGAAGUAUUGCUCCGCACAUAUGAAGUCAGAGAAGUGAAAAUAGACGGCUGGCAAACUGAUGACAGUGGAUCUCUCGGGUCCCUCCCUUGCAAGAGGCGGCAGCUCUCAAGUGAAGAAGGUGGCAAUGGAAGGGAUAUCCCCAGUUCUUCGACCGUCAUGGCUAGACCAUCACCCGAAACCAGAGGCCACACCGGGUAUCUGACAUUCGCGAGACUCAGAUCCCUUUCAUAGAGAUAACUUCACCGAUCCGACGCCAAGUUUUCCAUCAACUAUCUUCCGUGACCAAGAACUGGGGAUCAAUCAGCCCUGGCAUUUGGCAUUUAGAAAGGGGCUGGAAGGCUUUUUUUGGUAUCUCGUCUCAGUAAACCAUAACAUAACUUCUAUUCAAGCUAUGAAUCAAACAGUUUUGCCCACAAAAAGGAUACAAAAAAAGAAAAAAUUUCUCGCACGUUAUGAAUGUUGGUAGUACUUGUGAAUAGGACUGGCGAUUUCAUGGAAGAAUGAAGAGAGCCCAGGAUAUGAUGUGAAGUAGAUAAGAGUCUUUUUCGUGUGCCACAUUUUUUGCAUCGGCAAAUUCUGUACACAUGUGACACCUGUGACUGACUGAGUCACUGCCUUCCAUUCGUUCCCCCCGCCACACACCACCACCCACUGCUACCAUCCAAACCCAAGAAGUUGCCAUUUGUGACCUAACUCAAUUAGGUUGAAUCUCUCAUAUCAACACAUUAUCCUCCAUUUCAUUUCCAUCAGGUCCCUCCUUUAGAUUGAUGGCUUUUCUCUCUUUUUUUUUUGGGGGGGGGG